UCCUGUACUUCAAUGUGAAAUGUUUAUUUAUUUAUUUUUUAUACAAGCUUCGAAGCUUCGGUGUUGAACCUAGCUUCAUUUAAGCGAGCAACACAAUACAUAUAUUAAAUAUGGCACAAUCCAGAGGGAAAGUGACGGUCGAGCUGGAACUGAAACGCGAAUAUCCAUCUGAUGAUGAAAACCCCACACUAAAUGAGUCUAAUAUUCCAGCACGGCCAGAGUCACCAACACAGUCACUAGAUUUAAACAAUUCAUUGGCAUCUGAACAGAAAAACUGCACUGCGCAGUGGUCCAUCAAGGAUGGCUGUGAGGAGGAUGGUGAUGAGAUUUGUCCGAUAAAAAUAGGGAGUCUAUGGGGGCCACAGAUGUCCCCCUGUGGUCCUAGGUGUGGAAAGAAGUGUUCAGAGAAGAUCCCAUAUGUUAGAAGAAAAGAAAUAUUUGACAUAUAUCAGGACAUGUCACACAGCGAAAAGUGGACUUUUGUAUCCCACACUGUUACUCAGUCAUUGAAGAAGCGUCUCACAACAGAUGGUCCCAGCAGGCGUAGCAAAACAUUUCAGUAUCAUCUAAAUAAUAGCCUUGGGGAACCACAAGAUGUGUGCAAACCAUUCUAUUUAACAACAUUAGGCUACCACCCAAAAAAUGACAGAGUGAUCAUCAGUGUGAUUGGCAACCCAUCCGCUACCCAUCCACCUCAAGAUCGCAGAGGACGACAUCCACCUGCCAAUAAAUUGGAUCUAUCCCUUAUUCGUGAACACAUUGAAUCUUUCAAUCCUACAGUCAGUGCACAUACCCCAAACAGAAGACAUUUACCGAGCAGUGUAAGCAUUAUGAAGAUGUAUAAAGAUUUUAAAAGCAAAAGUACCACCCCCUGUUCAUAUGAAACCUACAGAAAAGCCAUCAGAGACAUGAAUAUAAGCUUCACAAAACUGGGUGAGGAGGAGAAAUUCAAGAAAGAUAUCCACGGGAAGGCUGGCCAACAGUAGCAAGCAUGGGGUGUGUGCUGUCAGACUGCCCUACAUGUAAAAAGUGGGAGCACAAAUAAGAGCCAACAAAUUCAAGCGUCAUUACCAACUGGAUGUAGUAGUAAAUCUGAAACAGGUUCCCAUCCAUUGUGUUGACCUCCAGAAAGGCUGCCGUGAAUGCCAGGAGUGAAGAUGGGCGCUCUCACAAAGCGCAUACUGGCCUAUCACGAGACAUUUGCCAAGCUUGGCAAAAAGAUGAUGUUAAAGAAGAAAAGGAUCUGCUGGAAGGGAUGCUGAAUAGGUGACAUCAGCGUAUGUCCAUCCAGAGUAUAUCGGCCCCCCAAAAAGUACAUCAAUGCCCUCGACUUUGACAUAGUACUUUUUUUUUUUUAAGUAAUUUUUCUUUUUAUUGAAAUGUAUUGAAAGUAAAAAAAAUAUAUAUUUAGCAUUAUGGACACAUUCAAACUGCAUAUUCAAAAAAAUUGUUUA
Messenger RNA from Xyrauchen texanus (razorback sucker), 1454 nucleotides. RefSeq lists its product as uncharacterized. The record is from RefSeq and is a predicted model, not a curated record. Lineage: Eukaryota; Metazoa; Chordata; Actinopteri; Cypriniformes; Catostomidae. The coding region runs from base 111 to 986 and encodes 291 amino acids. The transcript has 2 exons.